AUGUGUAAACACAUUCUCAAUGCCCAAGUUGCUGUUCGGUCGCCAUGUUGCAGAAAAUGGUUUGACUGCGUCGAGUGCCAUGGUGAACAGGAAGACCACCCUUUAAAAGAAAACUACGAAAUGAUCUUUGCCUGCAAGAAGUGCAGAAAAUGCUUUCGAAAGGAUGUUACAGAGUUCGAGGAGGCCGAUGAGUUCUGCCCUCACUGCGACAACCACUUUGUUAUCGAUGCGAAGACACCUCAGGCGGCCCUGUCAGUCGAGAGCGAGGACGUGCGAAUGGACAACAAAAUGCUUAGGGACGACAGACAAAAGACCAAGACCAAGGGCAUCAGGUCCAUCUUUGACCCGUCAGACGAUGCCGACAAGCUAGGAUAA
This is a messenger RNA of Fusarium pseudograminearum CS3096, 375 nucleotides long. RefSeq lists its product as uncharacterized. Gene Ontology annotation, cellular component: mitochondrial intermembrane space. The transcript is spliced from 3 exons. Gene Ontology annotation, molecular function: zinc ion binding. The record is from RefSeq and is a predicted model, not a curated record. Gene Ontology annotation, biological process: protein import into mitochondrial intermembrane space. NCBI's taxonomy places the organism in Eukaryota, Fungi, Ascomycota, Sordariomycetes, Hypocreales, Nectriaceae. The coding region runs from base 1 to 375 and encodes 124 amino acids.